Anarrhichthys ocellatus (wolf-eel) is the source of this 3571-nucleotide messenger RNA. RefSeq names its product cysteine and histidine-rich domain (CHORD) containing 1b (gene chordc1b). Lineage: Eukaryota; Metazoa; Chordata; Actinopteri; Perciformes; Anarhichadidae. The transcript is spliced from 11 exons. Bases 132 to 1154 code for a protein of 340 amino acids. The record is from RefSeq and is a predicted model, not a curated record.
CAUCCGGAAGUGUGUGUGUGCAGCAGUCUGCAGCUACCGGUCUCUAUCUCACACACACACACACACACACACGAGCUUUUAGGGGUUAGUCACACAUCUGGCCACCAGUUAAACUUAUUUCAGCCUUCAUCAUGUCCGUUUUGUGUUACAAUAAGGGAUGUGGACAGCGAUUUGAUCCAGAACAGAACCCAGACGAUGGCUGCACCUAUCAUCCAGGAGUCCCAGUAUUCCACGAUGCAUUGAAGGGAUGGUCCUGCUGCAAGAGAAGAACUACAGACUUCUCCGACUUCCUCAGCAUUGUUGGCUGCACUAACGGUCCCCACAACAAGGAGAAGCCCCCUGAGCCGGUGAAACCAGAUGUGACAUCAUCGGUAGAAAACAAAGACGCAGACGACCAAAAACCAAAGUUUAACGAGUACAUCAUCUCGGCACCGAAGCCUCAGGAGGCGAUACGCAGACCGAGUGCUGAUGAGCCGAUGGUGAGAGUGCAGCAUAAAGUCUCUACUUCUCUGAAGCAGGCUCUGGAGAGACUGAAGCUUUCCGAAAAUCCGGCAGAGAAGAAAGAGGAAGAUACUGACGAGAUCAAGAUGGGAACAUCCUGUAAAAACGGAGGAUGUACUAAAAGUUUUGAUGGACCUGCAAGCGAUUCGGACGUGUGCUUGUACCACUCUGGAUUCCCUAUCUUCCAUGAAGGGAUGAAAUACUGGAGCUGCUGUAAGAGGAAAACCUGCGACUUUAACACCUUCCUCUCUCAAGAGGGCUGUACCAACGGAACACAUCUAUGGAGGAAAAAAGAUACAGGUAAGAAAGUGGUUCCAUGUCGGUUCGACUGGCACCAGACGGGGGCGCAGGUCAUCAUCUCUAUCUACGCCAAGAACGCCGUCCCAGAGCUCUGCUACGUGGAGGCAAACAGCACGACGCUCGACAUCCGUGUUAUAUUUGAGGGAGAGAAGGAAUUUGCGCAAAAAAUCAGCUUGUGGGGAGUGAUCGAUGUGAGUAAAAGCAUAAUAAACAUGAUGGCCGCCAAGAUCGAGAUAGCCAUGAAUAAGUCUGAGCCCAUGACAUGGGCUCGUCUGGACCUUCCUCCCCCGCCCCCGCCCAAGGAGAAGGAGCAGGAGAAAGAGGAGACUGACAGCGAGGAUGAAGAUGAAUGAUGAGGACUCACAAACAUAGUGUGUAUUUUUAGCUCAAUCAAACGCCAUACAGUCUAUUCCUUACCUCUUCAAAGAGUCGCCUCUAUUGCUCUCUUGGAACUUUGGCCACUACUCUUGAACAUUACAGAGUUUCCCCUUUCAUUCCUUUUUUGAUUUUGCUGACGUUUUGGUUCUUUUAUUAUUCAUUAUAUAUGUUUGAAUGCUCAAAAAUCUCCCAAGUACUAAUAUUACAGUUUUUCGCUGAAGUAAUGAAUGAUUAACUGGGUAAACAUUGACGUUUAGCAGAUUUUCCAUCAAGUCAGAUGAGAACACUUGUUAAUUGCAAUACAACUACACAAUAAGAUAGGAGUCAGGUGGGACCAUGCUUAAUCUCAGACCCAUAAAGCCUUUUAUGUGGACUGCUUACAUCAAGUUAUUGUUAUGGACCACAGUUGUGAGCAUCCUCUAUGUCCUCAAUGUUUGGAAAAAAGAUUCAUUCCGUCCUGUAAUUUCAUAAAUUGUUUAAAUGAUUGCAUUGAUCAUCCACCAUUAUCACGUCAGACUGAAUGUUGCAUUUUUAUAUAUAUUUCCGUGUGUGUGACAAUGAAGCUGCUCCAUGUAGUUUGAUCUCUAAGAUGUCCACACCUGUAUAAUAAGGAUUUAUUCUGAAUAAAUUGUUAUAAGAAAUGCAACAGUUCCUUGAGACUCUUAAACUUAACAAAAUGAAGAUGUUCUCCGACUACCCCUCCCUUUUUUGCUCUAAUUUAGUUUUUUUACCUGAUUAUACCUAAUGUUUAUUUUCUACAAGUUUUGUCUCUAAACAAUCACUGCUGUAUGUAUCUCCUCGCUUCUUGUCAAAGCAACCUAGCGCAAUUUUAUAAUGAGAAUGUACUGUAAUAUCUGAGAAUGCCAAUUGAAUACAAUGUAUUUUUCAGCAAAGUGGGCCUACUGUGUUAUGAAAGGUCAUGCUAGAUCAGUGGUUCUCAACCUUUCCGAGUUGCACCCUCCCAGAAUUAUCAGGUUGGUGUUUGCGACCCCCCCCCUAGGCGUUGUCCAAUCUGUGGAUUUUUUUAUGCAUUUUGUGACAUUUUCUCUCGCUGACCCUCCUCAAGUCACUCGUGUGCGCACACACACACACACUUUGCCUUUCUUAACCACACUCAAUAAAAUAUAUUUAAAGGCAAAUAUAUCACUGCUACAGGCAAUGUAAAGUCAAAACCAUUCCACAGUCUAAAGUGAAAAUGUAUUAAUGUCAUAAUGGCGACCAGCGGUAAUUGUCUUGCGUCCAGGUUGAGAACUGCUGUGCUGGACAGCAUGCUUCAAAGGCUAUGAAUGUAUGAAUUAAAUUUGGAUGAAUGACAUCAUGACGUCUGGGUAAAAUGAUUCGGGGAACCAAUUUAUCUUACUAAAAAUCAACUUUUGUGUUGAACCUUUAAAACUGGGGUGAUAUAUAUACUGUGGAUAUUUCUCUCACACAGUAUAUGCAGACCAGGUUGUGUUAGAGUGGUAUUCAGGCCAGACUCUUCCAACAGUUGUGACCCGGUGAAACGAAACACUUCUCUGGAAUUAAAGAAGGUGUGACCUUUCAAGGGAAGACUUUGAUCCACAUGCAUCUCUGGGAAUUGCAGUGACUUUUGCAAAUGUCAGUUUUUAAAACUAUGACAUAACUUUAAGGUUAGAAUAUUGAAGUACGUCCCCGAUGCCGUGAUGUCUCAGACCUUGACAUCUAUGCAGACACUAUCACCUUUUCCUCUUUCCAGAAGCACGGCUCACACCACAAACAAUCAAUCAAUUUAAAUGUUAAUUAAAAUGUGGUUCAGUUUAACUCCCACACAAAGAUAAUAAAAGAAAGUCCCCCAAGGCAUCUGAAGAGUUUGUGUUUCUGACUCUGAAUGGCAAUUGGAUGCAUGUGUUUCUUCAUAAUGCCUGCAUACAUGACUGACGCAACAAACUGCAGAGCCUUAUAUUGAAGGUAAUCAGCUAAGUCCAUGUUAAACAUAGAGAAUAACUGUGAAAGACUUCCAUGACAGAAAGCAUCAAUGUAGCACACGCUAUGUCUGAAGUGAGCAACAAUUUACAAGUUGUGGGUGGAACAUGAUCGAAGUUUAACAUCUCUUAACCCAUUUAAAAAUGUUCUCCAUGCACAGUUUUUUACUCUUUUUUAAUACAGUUUAAAUACAUUGGCAAAAACAAAGAUUAUAGACUCAUUACAAUUAGUUAAUGUAUAAUUCACAGUGCUUUGUCAUUAAAAUUCAUAGAUGAGUGCGUCACCACACAGAGCUAGCUGUGCCUUCAGAUAGUAGUUUGGUAGUUAUGGUGUUUGGUUUCCUCCGUGUCACUGCUGCAGAUAAGUGGCUGUCUCUCUGGGAGAGCGAAUAAGUUUUUCCACGUGUUCACACGCAGCCAAGGCGACGCUCCGUAUCGCCGCUUUGCAGUUA